Messenger RNA from Sclerotinia borealis F-4128, 1221 nucleotides. Lineage: Eukaryota; Fungi; Ascomycota; Leotiomycetes; Helotiales; Sclerotiniaceae. The record is from the annotation of a GenBank genome assembly.
AUGGCCGAUCCCCAAGCCCGUCUCCCCCUCACGCGCCAGUCGGUCCUCGACGCUCACGAACUCAUCAAGCCGCACAUCCACCAAACCCCGGUCCUGACCAAUCAAACGAUGGAUGCGAUGGCAAGCACACCGCAGAGCGUAGAGGCGCUCAGGGGAACGGUGUGGGAGGGUAUGGUGCCGGCAAAACCAAAGCUGAGGUUGUGGUUUAAGUGUGAGAAUUUGCAGAGGGUGGGGGCGUUUAAGAUUAGGGGGGCUUUUUGUGCGUUGCUUAGGUUGGGGGAGGAGAGGGAAGAGAGGGAGGGAAAGGGGAAGGAGAGGGAUGGGAAGAAUGAGAAGGGAGGUUGGAGGGAAAGGGGGGUGGUUACGCAUAGUAGUGGAAACCACGCACAAGCCCUGGCGCUCGCAGCGCGUGAACUGGGUAUCCCGGCCCAUAUCGUCAUGCCUACAAUCUCGACUCCCUUGAAGAUCGCAGCUACAAAAGGAUAUGGCGCACAUGUGAGAUUUAGCGGCUCGACAUCUACAGAGAGGGAAGCGAUGGUGGAAGAGGUUAUUAAGGAAACCGGGGCGAUAUUGGUGCCGCCGUAUGAUCAUCCGGAUAUUAUUGCGGGGCAGGGGACUAUGGGGUUGGAGAUGCAGGGGCAGGUUAGGAGGUUGUUGGGUGAGAGGGGGGGUGAGGGAAGUGAGUGGAAGGAGGGUAAGGAGGGAAAAGAGGGGAAGGGACUAGAUGCUAUUAUUACCCCCUGUGGGGGAGGAGGCAUGUUAUCUGGUGUAGCGCUUGCGUGCGAGGGUACGGGCAUCGAAGUCUUUGGCGCAGAACCCUCAUACCAGGACGCAGACGAUUGUCGACGGGGUAUCCUAGCAGGAAAAAGAAUCGAGAGUGUCAAGUCAUUGACGAUAGCAGAUGGACUACGUACGCCGGUAGGGAAAUUCCCGUGGGAAAUUAUUUAUGAGAGGGGGUUGGUGAAGGGCGUGUGGAGUGUGGGGGAGAGGGAAAUUCGGAAAGCGAUGAAGCUGGUGUUGGAGAGGAUGAAGGUCCUGGUGGAACCGAGUGCGUGUGUGGGGUUGGCGGUGGUGCUUUUUGAUGAGGGGUGGAGGGCCAUGGUGGAGAGGGAGGCGGGGGAGAGGGGCUGGGAUGUGGGUGUGGUUUUUAGUGGGGGGAAUGUCGGGGUUGAGGCGUUGGGGAGGUUGUUUGAGAAGGAGGGGGAGGGGGAUAGAGCGUAA